Messenger RNA from Lycium barbarum (goji berry), 5789 nucleotides. RefSeq lists its product as uncharacterized. Bases 278 to 3742 code for a protein of 1154 amino acids. The transcript is spliced from 16 exons. NCBI's taxonomy places the organism in Eukaryota, Viridiplantae, Streptophyta, Magnoliopsida, Solanales, Solanaceae. The record is from RefSeq and is a predicted model, not a curated record. Gene Ontology annotation, cellular component: integrator complex. Gene Ontology annotation, biological process: snRNA 3'-end processing.
GUAUUUGUGUAAGUUUUCCGAGGAAAAUGGCACAACUAUACCCGACCCGCUGCUUGCAAAAAUCACAGAGGUCAUUUCAAAUUCCAUUUUCGUCCCUAGGGUUUCAAAAUUCAACACUUGACCGUGGUUUUGUCAAUUAACAAUGGCGUAGCUUCUGGAAUCUUCGAUUUCACCUUUUCCCGGUUUCUCUCUCUCAUUUCUUUUGCAGUAAUAUCCAUUGAGUUUAGACGAAUUUUGUUCCGUCUCAAGUUCAUUGUCAGAUAAAAGAGAAGCAAUAAUGGAGAGAACUCCAUCAGCUUGUGCGAUGCAAUGGAGCAUAGACCUUGAAAAGGGCCUCCGUUCUAAUAAACCUGGUAAAUCUACCAGAGCCAUACUAGAUAUUGGGCCAAGACUUGAGUGGUGGAGUAGAGAGUCAAAUCUUCAUGCUGCUGAGUACAAAAUAUUCGGCUUAAUUCCUGGGGAAGAUAAGCUAUUUGCAAAUGCUGUCCUUCUUAGGCUUGCGGAUGCAUUCAGGUCAGGAGACAAACAAAUGAAGCUUUGCAUAGUGAAGAUUUUCUUGUCCGAGCUCAAGCAGAGAAGACGAUUGAGGAGCGAGGGGAGAAAAGAUGAGGGAAUCCUUUCAAAGGAUAAUUUAGAUAGCUGUACCGAACUUUUGACUAGAAUAAAGAUAGUAUUCGACUCUGGAAACGAUGAAGAGAGAGCAUUGGCUUUAGCUCUAUUUGGUUGCUGGGCUCAUAUUGCGAAAGAUAGCGCUGAUGUUAGAUACCUCAUACUUUCAAGCUUGGUCUCAACGCAUAUUCUGGAGGCAAAGGCUUCUUUGUUUGCAGGUGGAUGCUUUUCUGAAUUGGCUGAUGACUUUGCUUAUGUAUUUCUGGAGAUGCUUGGAGGUCUGUUGACAUCAUCUGAAACACCAAGGGCUAUAAGGCUAGCAGGAGCACAUGCUUUUGCUAAAAUGCGGUGUUCAAUUUUACUAGCGGAUAAAGCUCAUAAGACUGGCAUGAAGCUUAUCAGAGAAUCUCCAGAGGAAGACUUCUCUAUGGUGAUGCUAGUUUCACUUUCCAAAAUUGCUUUUAAAUGGACAUCUCUAAUUCCUAUACAGAUGGAAUUGCUUCUCUCAUUUAUGAAUAAGGAAAGAGGUUUGAGCCUGCAAGCUAUGGCAUUAAAAUGUCUCUGUUUCAUUUUAGGCAAAGGAAUGUAUCAGUUCCCUGCCAGUUCAAAUAUGACUCUAAAGUUGCUUGGUCUUAUAAAUCAGUCUGAUUUUCCACCAGCUUUGCAUUUUGAAGCCCUAAGAGCUUUUUGCAAGAUAUUGCCGCCCAACCUAGAUACAAUUCCAUGCACAGAGAUCCUCACUAUUUUCUCCAAGUUCAUACAAAUUGUCGAGUUCAGAAUACUAUCCCCAAUUAUCUCAGAGAGGGUUUUCGCUGUUCAUGUAUUAGCUAGUAUUUUUGACAAACUUUUGGGAACACUGAAAGAUGCAGCAGAUGGAAUUAGUUCAAUUGUUGCAUUUAACAUGAUUACUUUCACAGUCGGUCGCGUCUCCCAACUAAUAAAGUUAGUGCUAGAGAAUCCUCAUCCAGACACGGAGGUGGAGCAGGAGAUAAAGAGUUUACUCCUUAUUUUAGUUUAUCUGGUUGAAGGACAUCGAGAUCUCUCUGGUAUUGUACUGGAUAAGAGCUGCAUAGUUAUUGAACAUGUGGUCAGCAUGCUCAAUGAAUUCAUCGGCAUGACACAUUCAAGCUCAGAAGAUCACCAUAUAACAGAGCUUGACAGAGAGAACCAUACAUUAAUUGCAUCCAGAGUUUUGGUUUAUGUAUCCCAACUUCUGAUAACUUGCUUUGAAGUGCUGGAUGUUUCCACUGCUGGUGCCACCCAAGUCUUUAACAGAAUGGAGCACCUGGUUGAGCACGUGCACCAGUGCAGCUUACUUCCUACUUAUAUCCGCCUAAUAUAUCACCUCUUAUUGCACUUCCAUGCUGCAUAUCAGUGUAUGUGGCUGGAGAUAGGGGAAGAUAUGGUUGCUAAUAGGAAUUUCCGCCUAUCUCGUUGUAGUUCUUUCUCACAUGAUGGUUCCCUUUCCCAGCAUGAAAUUCUUAUUAUUGAUUGUGUGAAGGAAAUUCUGUAUAAAAAAGAUUAUUGGUCGUCUUAUAAGCUUGGAAAAUAUGCUGCAUGUCGUGGUGCAUGGUUGGUAGCUGCCUACAUAUUUAGGGAAUUGAUACCUAUGGUUCAAUCUGAUAUCUGUUGUUCUUGGUUGAAAUCCAUAGCCCAUCUUUCAGAACUGGAAAGGCAAGUCCAGUUGCUUGGGAUUACUCUUUCUGGAAAUACUGCUGGGAAAAUUACGACAGUUAAUCACAUUGAAAAUGUUGUCGGGGCCUGCAACAAGCUUUGUUCUUUAGAGAAAGCUUUUGAUGCCUCUGUUUCUGGUCUUACUUAUAGUUUCCAGAGAUGGUUUAUUACUUUAAGAUCAAAGGUUGUUAAAACUGUAGCAGAUGUACUUAAAUUAUUGAGCAUGAAUUCGUUUUCACAAGAAGCCACCACAAGUACUAAACAAAUAGAGGAAAAGAUUUUGUUUCAGCACUUGGAAUCUUCGCAAGGGCUCAGCUCUUUGUUGCAAUUGCUUGCCCACGCUUCUUCCCAGUUCAUGAGGCUAGUAAAGGAAUUUGAUCUCUUAGCAACAUCAUGCAUUGGCAUGGACAGAAAAAUUAUGAAGAUAGUUUCUGACCUUGGAUUAAGUUGUUCGCUCUUAGCCUUCAGUACCGGAUUAGCAUUUUGUUUUGCCAGUUCCAAUGCUAAACAAGACUGUAGUAUAUAUGGUCUUGAAACCUCAGAGGAGCAAUUUCGUACUCUGCUGGUUCAUGACUUAUUAAGGAGACUGGGGUAUAUAGACUUAGAAACUAGCAAAAAUUUGCGGCAGCUUUUGAAUUUCCGUCGAAGCUCUAGGAGUUGCUCAGUGCAAGAAUUCCAAAAUGAAUUAUCUACUACUCGUGUUGAAGCAAGAGAUGUUUCUAAGCUUUGUAGAUAUUCCGUUCAGAGAUUUCUUAGUUUGCAAGCAAGUACCGUACAUGACAAUACUGGUAUAUCCCGAGCUCCUCAUGAUGCUCUGCAGUUGCUGUUCAACAUUAUUUCCUCCUGGAUACAGAUCCCUUUCCGGACUCCGAAACACUUUUUCCAAUUCAGGUCCCCCAUUUCUGCUGAGCUUUUCAUAACAAAUGAAGAUGGUAAAAGGAUGGAUGAUAUAUCUGUCUUGUCAGGCUUUGAGAUCCCUCUAACUCUGUGCAUUCAACUAAGAAAUAUAUCUCCAGACCAGCUGUCUCAGGUGUCAAAAUUGUACUGCAUCCUUCACUCACGAACAUCCUUCCAAGUAUUUAGUGCAAACGGGGAUAAGAAAGUACCAGAGUCCAGCUGUCAAGCUUGGAAAAGUGAUCACAUGGUAGACCUUAAUGACAAGCUAUUGCACUUUACAACAGGUUCUACCAAGAGGGGUGGAUUACAUGCUAUGGAAAGUGCUGAAGGGAUUUAUGCCGUGGAUAAAGUUGUAUUUUUUGAUCCUAAUGAGAAAGGGCAAGGAUUUGCAGCCUGCUUGCUAGAUGUUUCAGCAUUUCCUGUGGGUUCUUACCAAAUCAAAUGGCACAGCUGUUGUAUAGACAAUAAUGGAACUUACUGGAGCCUUAUGCCCCUGAACACUGAUCAGUUCUUCACCGUACAUGAAUCUUCUAAUAUUGGUCCUGUUGUUAGAGUGCCAUAGACUGCAGUUCUUUAGUUAGAGCCAGAAAGAAGUUGUUAAUAGAUAUAUUUAUUGGUAGUUUAUUUAUUUAACUAUACAAUAAGCAUGAGUCCCAUGAACGACCAAGGGUAGUUCGGUAAACUCACCUUGUACAAAAUUUAUCUCUUUAAUUUUACCUUUAUAGCUCCGUAUUUUCUCACAAAUUCUCCACGCAGCUAGAACGUUCUCCUUUCAGGUGUGCUUCUUUUCCGUACUAUUUCUCUUGCUCGAUUGGUAGUUCUAGAAGAAUCAAUUCUUUUCUCUUCUGUUCUAGAUUUUCAAGGGCGGAUCUUUGCUUUCUCAUCUGGGUGUUGCAUUUUGGAUUUUCAAACUCAAAUUUCCUCAAGCAAAAAAAGCAAGAAAAUAACUGAUAGGGGUGUCGAUUUGAUGUCAAUCUCGAAGAUACCUCUGGCUCAGCAACUCGGAUGAUUAUGGACAAAGAAGGAGAAAAACUAUUAUCUCUUACUGCAGCAGAGAUUUACGAAAGAGUUUCAGCUGAGAAUGAGAACCUGCCAGUGGAAGAUUUCCAAAGCAAAUUUGGCCAGAAGCUGUUCAGAAUUCAAGUAAAGAAACCGUUUGGCCAUGCUUCAUCCACAUCAUCUUCAAAAUUGUAUAUCCAGUCUUGUGUUGAAAAGGAAAGCAUUAUUCAUUCUCUCCCAGCACCAGCCACAACCUCAAUAAAUAUCAGCGAAAGCAAUAAAAGGAAAAAAGAAUAUGUAUCUUCCCAUGAUACAAAAACAAAGCUGCCAACCGAACAAGUUGUUUUGCAGGAAAAUCAAGUGUUUACUAUAACGUGCUCAAUUUUUGGCUUGUACGUAGAUUUCCAGUGACUUCUAUAGUCAUGGAAUAAAGUCUUCCUCGGUUAUGACAGUUUUGCAACCAGAUUGGUCUUUAAAUAUGGUCCCAUCCCACGAGAAGAUUACGCUGAGAAAAUGGUCCAGUGAUAGAAAUCAGAGACUAGAAGGUGAAUGUGAAAGAGAAAUUGAGACGGAACCAAAGUGCGUAAAAAUUAAGACUUCUGGUGGAAGUCUAAUUGGUGGAGGUGAAUUGUUGAUGAUCUUGUGGAUGUAAAUUGUAGAAUAAGAGGAAGCAAUUUUCGCAGCACAUUAAAGCAAGUAAUAGAGUUCUUGGAUGCUUAUUUUGAUACUACACAGUCAAUGGUGUAAAUUUUGUUUAGUUGUUGCAUGUCCACAAUCUGCUGCUCCUAUAGCAUCACCACCACUGCCUCCAACAAAUACAACAAUGCCCCCUUCCUAUAGCAUCACCUUCACCGCCACAACCACUAAUUUCUAUUCCAGCACCUCCUGUAGAAUCUGCUCCUCCAACCACUAAUAUCUUUAGAUUGUUCUACAGGUUUUGGCCAAGUUUGUCAGCUUUUCCCAUCUGUAACCUUGCAUCUCCUUGAUGUUUUACUAAUGAAUUUUAUUACUUUACCAAAAAAAAAAAAAAAUUAUUCCUCCACCUGCUAUGAUUCAGAAUAAAGAAUUAUUUAUCAAUGAAAAAUAAAGGAUUAUGUAUGAAGAGAUUGUUUACAUUCAUAGCUACUAAAAUUAUAAGUUAUCUUUCCAAUUAGAUGUGUGGGAACAUAAUCAAAUAUUUGAAUAUGUUUUAAAUGUAGGAAGCAUAUAUAUAUAUAUAUAUAUAUAUAUAUAUAUAUAUAUAUAUAUAUAUAUAUAUAUAUGCACGAGCUGUUAUUAAAUGCUCUACUAUGACAAAAGAAUUGUAGGAUGUGCAGGAGGUGAAGGCAAAGAUAAGCAUGAUGUUGUUUGAUUCUGGCUAGAGAAGAGCAAGCCACAUGAAUGCCCAGUAUGCACACAGUAUUUUGUGGUCAUAAUUAUGUUCCAAUUGUCAGAAUCCAAAUUCCAAUCCAAUCUCAUACAAAUGUUGGAGCACCUACCAAGCUACCUAUGUAAUUUUGUUCCACAAACUGUCUUUGUUUUUCAUUUCCUGCAAACUACUCCUGUAACUUUGUUCCACAAAUGAAUGUAAUAUACUAUUACGCAUGUCAUGUUAAUAUUUAGUUUAAUCA